AUGAGUCUCUUCCCUUUUGGAAGUUUUCAUCUUUACCAAAGAACCGCCACCACAGACCCAACAUGCAAAUCUGUGCAUCAGAUUGUGCAUUGGAAGAUCGGGAGCAACAAGCGUGCGCUCAACAAAGCUUCCAACAAAGCAACAAUCUUGAAUUCAGAGCCUCAGCAGGCACAGAAGCGGCGAGUGGAAGCGGAGACUGAACGACAGGAAAGGCAAAAGCUUGAAGCCAAAAAGCGUGAGGAGAAGGCCAUGGAGACCAAGGAAGAGACAGCAGCCUGGACUACUGAUGAACUGGGCCUUCUAGCUAAAGGACUGCAAAAGUUUCCUGGAGGAAUGGGCGGGCGCUGGAGCUUGAUCACGAAGCUAUUGAAUGACAGCGGCUAUCCUCGAGCAGAAAAAGAAGUGGUUGACAAGACCAAGGAGCUAUCUGAAGGCCAGUCGCUGCGUUCGAUGGGCUCCAAGAUCGCACAAGACUUUCAGGGGUCCGCUCCCAAAGCCAAGGCCAAGCUGAGCCUUCUAAGGCUGCUUCUGCGGGUGGCGCCGGCUGAGACAUGUGUACUGAAGCCCCUGCAAAGCAGGACUCAGACUGGAGCGCUGAACAGCAGCAGGCGCUCGAGAAAGCUCUCCAGAGGCAUCCGGCCAGCCUAG
Molecule: messenger RNA, 648 nt
Organism: Symbiodinium pilosum
Lineage: Eukaryota; Dinophyceae; Suessiales; Symbiodiniaceae
Source: the annotation of a GenBank genome assembly